Malaya genurostris is the source of this 2519-nucleotide messenger RNA. It is a transcript of the gene drk, whose product is annotated as growth factor receptor-bound protein 2. NCBI's taxonomy places the organism in Eukaryota, Metazoa, Arthropoda, Insecta, Diptera, Culicidae. The coding region runs from base 935 to 1570 and encodes 211 amino acids. The record is from RefSeq and is a predicted model, not a curated record. Gene Ontology annotation, molecular function: protein binding. The transcript is spliced from 5 exons.
UUGACUAUAGAGACUAGCGACGGUGCGAAGCUAGACGAAGUUUUCACUGCAAGCGCUUUGGGUGCGUUUUUUGAACCUUCGCUCAAAACCGCAGUCGGCUGCUAGUUCGACAUCGUUAUUAUUAUUUUUGAAUUUUGAAAUGUCUACUAGUUGUGAACUAGUCGCCCUGUAAUCGCGGCAGUGGAGAACUCUUUCAUCUGUCGCCUCGGCACGAUUCGGUAUGUACUGGCGGACCGCGUCGUACUCGAACAUCACUAGAAAGUGCAAGUUGUCAAAAAUAUGUGCGUUUUAGAACGUGUGUGGCUAUUUUUAAAAUCUGAUUAGACAAUACGACAGUCUACGGCCCCGAGGUGGGAUACAGUUUUCCUCGAGAUUGAAGAUUGUGAAAUCACUAGCACGAGAUCAGUGAAUGUUUUCCAGCCGAAGUGGAUUGAACGUCGGAGAAAAAAAAUAAACAUCGUGCAUACAAAUAAGCGAAAUCGCAUCGGUUCGGUGUGAUUAAUAAUCAGCAUCAAACAGCGAGUGAUAAGAAGAGCGCAAAAAACACGUGCAGGAAGAAAACAAAAGGGAAAAGUGCAUACAGCAAGUACCAUCUACAGCCACGAGUACGGCCAGUAAGUGGAAGCAGAAAUCCGAUAAAUUAUUGGCGUGAUUUUUGGGGAAGCUGCGAGAAAGCCGUACCAUAGCUGAAGUAUAUUUUUUUCAUAUUCGUUCGCGUUCGUGUUGAGUGGUAUAUGUGUGCCUGUGAACCAGUGUGGGGUCGUCGGUAGAAUUCUUGGCAAAAGGAUUUCUGCUUGCUCGGCCGGUCCGUCGUUUACUGUCUGUGUCUGUCUCCCAGCCUGACUACCGAAGCAGCUUUGGCUGGUGCUGAUCCUAUCAUAACAUUAUCAUUUGGAGAGGCAGCGGAGACAAACCGGUGCAACGAUUCGGCACGAUGGAAGCGGUGGCAAAGCAUGAUUUUAAUGCCACGGCCGAUGAUGAGCUCAGUUUCCGGAAGAACCAGGUUUUAAAGAUUCUUAAUAUGGAAGACGACAUGAACUGGUAUAGAGCCGAGCUGGAUGGGAAGGAAGGUCUGAUACCCAGUAACUACAUAGAAAUGAAAAACCACGAUUGGUACUAUGGUCGCAUCACACGAGCAGACGCCGAGAAACUCCUGUCCAACAAACAUGAGGGUGCAUUCCUGAUACGGAUCAGCGAGUCCAGUCCGGGAGAUUUCAGCCUUUCGGUAAAGUGUUCCGAUGGGGUGCAACAUUUCAAGGUACUUCGCGAUGCACAGGGCAAAUUCUUCCUCUGGGUGGUGAAAUUCAGCUCACUAAACGAACUGGUCGAUUACCACCGGACCGCCAGCGUUUCUCGCUCACAAGAGGUCAAACUGCGCGAUAUGGUGCCGGAGGAGAUGCUGGUACAAGCCCUGUACGACUUUGUCGCGCAAGAAUCCGGCGAGCUUGACUUCCGACGAGGGGACGUUAUUACCGUCACCGAUCGCUCCGAUGAGCACUGGUGGAACGGCGAAAUUGGCAACCGAAAAGGACUCUUUCCAGCAAUAUACGUAGCUCCCUACCAUUCAUAAGAUCUAAGUAUAUUAUUAUUUUUUGCUAUAUAAAUAUUAUAUAUAUUUUUAAUGUUUAACUGAGACAACAAAAUGAUGAAAAAACUAACAAGAAAAAAAAAACAACAAUCAGCGGAUUGUGGGGAUCGCAAACCCACUCGUUCCGGCUUUGGCCGGACAGCUAAAAGUGGCGUUUGUGUUAGCGAUUCGACCAUGCAAUCCUACCGGAUGCCAAUACAACACGAUCGAUGUACCGCAAGCAGAAUUAUUAAAACGGAAACGCACGAUGUAGCGCCGAAUGAAGGCAGUGAAAAUGAUGUAAAUUGUCGAAUAUAAGCGAACUGAGAUCUUUCCGCCAGAAGACGAGCAAACGUCUGGGCCUGCGGGCAAAAAUAUAAUCUAAAACAUACAUACGCGGAAUCAAAAGAAAUCAAAUUCAGGUGUUAAAUGUUUAGAUUGGAUAAUAUAUCAUACAAGUUUUAGAUGAAGCGAGCAGCACCCCAGAGAACAAAAAAAUAACACCAGAAAACAUGGAUAUCCAUUAGCUUACCGGAGAUAAUUGGAAAAUGAUUGUGGAACACAAUGACGAAAAAAUGACUAAUGUUUAUAGUUCUUCCUUGUUUUUAUGUUGUAAAAACUCACAUUAAAAGCAUUUCUAUUUCCUCGUUCUCGAACUUUUGUUUGUGUAAUUAUUUUAUGUAGACUUGGUUAGGUUUUUUUAUUUGCGUAUACACACUAUGUAGGAACAAACUUUGACUAAUUUCUUUUCAUAGAAAAGCGUAAUUUUGCAUUAUGUGUAAUAGCCCUUAAGUGUAAUGUGUCACACAAAAUAAAGAUGAAAAAAAACACUUUCAAGUCGAUACCCAACUUAGUUUUCCAGUUUGAAUUACUACAGUCGUGUUUUUACAAUCUUGCAUUUGAAUUUUAAGCCCUCCCAUAAACUAUAUCCGAUUCUAGAGAGCGGGUAAAA